This is a messenger RNA of Cydia strobilella, 2870 nucleotides long. Its product is annotated as putative carbonic anhydrase 3. The transcript has 7 exons. Gene Ontology annotation, biological process: one-carbon metabolic process. Gene Ontology annotation, molecular function: zinc ion binding; carbonate dehydratase activity. Lineage: Eukaryota; Metazoa; Arthropoda; Insecta; Lepidoptera; Tortricidae. The record is from RefSeq and is a predicted model, not a curated record. Bases 180 to 1166 code for a protein of 328 amino acids. Gene Ontology annotation, cellular component: plasma membrane.
GCGCAGACAGUUGACGCUCGCCCGACAAGACACCGUUCGGUCGUUGAACGGCACGCAUCAAACAAAUGCCGCGCUUUCAACAAAACAAUUGAAUUAUGACUAAAAAGUUCAAAACAAGUGAAGUUUAAAUUAAGUAAUCAGAUUUUUUUUGUGUGACAAUAAAAAAUUCUGUGACAGUUAUGCAUAUCAUAAUUUCAACGUUUUUCGUGCUCGCGCUUUUGCAAGCACCAGACCUUACAAGAGGGGAAGACUUUGGAUACGAUGGCAACAUCGGUCCAACGCACUGGGGCGAGCGAUACCGAGAGUGCACGGGCAAGCACCAGAGCCCGAUUAACAUCAACGUGCUGCGCGUGAAGCAGGUCACGCUGCCCGACAUCGAGUUCGUCGGCUUCGACGACUCGAUCGACGACGUGCACGUCACCAACAACGGCCACACUGUUCUGAUAGAGGUGGAAAACGAACCACAUCCGCGAGUACGCGGCGGGCCGCUAGAGGGCGACUACAUCUUUAGCCAGAUGCAUUUCCAUUGGGGUGAUAAUGACACCUUCGGCUCGGAGGACAAGAUCAACCAUAGAAGUUUUCCCAUGGAGCUACACAUGGUGUUCUACAAGGACGAGUACCAGACCGCCAAGGAGGCCGUCCAACACAGCGACGGGCUCGCUGUGCUAGCUUUCUUCUACGAGCUCGACCGCCACCAGCACCCCGCCUACGACGACAUCACGUCAGCGCUAGCGAACGUCACGGAACCCCUCGCGACCGUAGUAAUGAGCAACCCCUUCUCGUUCCUCAACAUUCUGCCGUACGACCUGCGGCGGUACUUCACGUACAGGGGCUCGUUGACCACGCCGCCGUGCUCGGAGGUCGUCACUUGGCUGGACUUCGAGCAGCCUGUGAGACUAGCUCAUGAGCAGAUAGAGCUAUUCCGCGAGCUAAAAUCAGCCCACGGCAAGAUCCGUCACAACUUCCGACCCAUCCAGCCGAUCGGCGACCGCGUCGUUUUCUACAACAUUGACAACAAGUACUUCAGCUACAACGAGUUGGACGACCCUAGCGAGGAAACUACUACUACUAGACCGAGGAGGAGGAAGGGGAAUGGGGCGGGGAGUGCGAAGUUGUAUUUCAGUUUGAUGUUGUUGUCGAGUAUAGCGGUAAUGAUUGUACUGUAAUGUAAUGGGUCCUAUUAGCCAUAAAACCUUUUGUUUUUACGUUUUACCGUAGACAAAGUACUAACGCAGACGUUAGAGAACAAUAUUGGUGCCACAAAAGGCGCUGUACGGCAUGUUUCAUGGAAACCAUCACCCCACUUAGGCGAAAGAGAGGUGGUAAAACUUAAAACUUCCGGCCGAUUCAACCAAUCGGAGACCGCAUCGUUUUCUAUAGGUAAUAUCGACAACAACUAUUUCAGCUGUACAGUAAUUAGAGAUUGCAAACCGGACUGGUUUUGAAUCCGGCCGGAUUCUGGCCUCAAUCCGGCGGAUCCGGCCGGAUUGCGAUUGCGGAGUUUGCGAAUUAAAAAUUCAUCAAACAUCAACAAUAUAAGCUACUACAGCUGUAAAGUUUGCAACUAAUCGUAGUUGGUGGACCAAAACAUUGUUAUUGCUCUACUUUAAGUGUCUUGUUAUUGCUCUGUCUAUGGUUCACUUAAUGUUUGUUUAUACCUAAGGCAUCAAAACAUUUUUUUUUUUAUAUUUUAAGGAUUGUUACCUUGUUAAAAAAAUACUUUUAUUUAUUUAAGGUGUAGUGAAUCAUUUACAUCAAGUAAUAGUUUACCAAUGAGAUGCCAUGUGUAAAUAUGCCAGCCAUGCCAUUUUUAACCCUUUUUUCCAGUCUAAGUAUAAUUAACCAACCACAUACAACCAAUGAAAUAUUUAUGUACUGUAAAUUGUAUGAGUAAGGUUGACAUUUGAUUGUAAAUUUUUAAAUAAUGGGCUGAAAAUGCAGCUAAUUAAGCAGCUAAAUACCACAGCACAGCAAAAAGCCAUUUCAGUUAUAAAUUUUCUUCUUUAUAUUUAAUUGUUACUGUUUAAUGGUUUGCUUAAUUGAUUGUUAUAUGAAAUCACGUUGUCAAUCAAUAACAUUAAACUUUCUAUAUCAAUCGCAAAACAAAUAAGUAACUUGCUUAAGGGGCACUCGCGCGUUGCCAACUUACUCGGAGUUAACCGUUUAUACAGUACAGUUUAACCCUGUAUAAAUGGUUAACCCCGAAUUACUUGGCUAACCUUAGACCGCGCAAGUGGCCCCAAGAGAUUUCUAAGACAUUUAAUUAAGCAAUUUGGGUUAGAUGGAUAUUAUUUAGUGGAAAAUGAAAUUUUACUUUAUAAUUAAUUACUGUUUUUUUAAUGUUAACAACCAGCCAUAAACAAGCAAAGGCAUAGAGAUAUUAACUAAACCCAUGACAUUAUUUUUUAUGCAAAUAUCAGCCUUUAUUUCUAAUUAAAGGUAAUUAUUGAAGUUAUUAUAAAUAUACAUAAGUACAAUAAGUUUUUAUGGGUUAUUAAAAUUAAGAUUCAAUGUAAAGAUUUAAAAUAGGGGAUUGUAGCUAUGAGUGGCAGAAAAAACAACUAGAAAAAUUAAUUUAUAAUUAUGUUUACAAUAAAAAAAAAUUAAGGUGAAGAAAAAAUAUCAAAUGACAACAUUAAUGUUUUAUGUUUUCUUACUUGAUAAUCUUAAAUACUGUAACAAAUUUUUAAUGGAAGUAUAUGUAAGUAGACCAAACUAUAGAUAUAAAUACUGCAAUAUUAUAAUAAAUGACUGAAAAUGUGUGAAUAUCAGAUGUGGUUAGAGAUUAUUAAAUGUAUAAGUGUGAUUUAAUUUACUGUGAUAUGUACACAAUUAUAUUUUUGUGAUAAAAAUAUGACAAUGGUCUUUUA